This is a messenger RNA of Symphalangus syndactylus (siamang), 5482 nucleotides long. RefSeq names its product KAT8 regulatory NSL complex subunit 1 (gene KANSL1). NCBI's taxonomy places the organism in Eukaryota, Metazoa, Chordata, Mammalia, Primates, Hylobatidae. Gene Ontology annotation, molecular function: histone acetyltransferase binding. Gene Ontology annotation, cellular component: NSL complex. The record is from RefSeq and is a predicted model, not a curated record.
CAUUCUCCCUCCGCUUCAGAUUAAAGGGGGGGAGGGAAAAGGAGCUCGGCCGCCAUUUUCCCAGUGCCGCCGCCACCGCCGCCACCGCUUGCCGAGCCGGCGGGAGAACCGAGCACCGUAGCGAAGCCGACUCGUCUCGCCGCGGCGGCGCGGGGGGCGGCUGAAGCGCGCUCCCGGGCUGGAAAGAGGCGGCCGGGGGUGGCGGCCUGGGUGCGGGUUCGGGCUGCAGACGGCGGUGCUUGUUUGUGCGGGGCGGGGGGGCGGCUUCACUCUCUGCCCCCGCCCGCCCGCCCUCCCGGCCGGGCUGCGGUCUCCGGUCGUGCUCGGGCCCCGUCGGUGCGGAGGAAGGCCGGGAAAGGGCCCGAAAGAGAAGAAAAAGCAGCCGCUCCCCGCCGCCGCCUUCCCCUCCCCCUCCGCCUCGCCCCCCCCGCCCGGAAAGUCAGGGCGGCUCCGGGCGUCGGGGGGAGGAGAGCGGCGGGCCCGGGCCGGAGCCGCCGCCGCGCGCCCCCGCCCGCCGCUGGCCCUCGGCGCCCAGGCCGGGGGGCUGUUUGCAAACUGCGCCCAUUUUGUGGGGCUGAAUCCGCCCGGGCUACGCUCCUCCAUCACGUGUCUGUUCUCUGGGGAGGCAGUAAGGGGCCGUGGAGCUGGCCUCGGCCUCGGCAUCGGGAGAGGCUGGACUUCCUGUCUCUCUGUGCUGAAUGGCUGCGAUGGCGCCCGCUCUCACUGACGCAGCAGCUGAAGCACACCAUAUCCGGUUCAAACUGGCUCCCCCAUCCUCUACCUUGUCCCCUGGCAGUGCCGAAAAUAACGGCAACGCCAACAUCCUUAUUGCUGCCAACGGAACCAAAAGAAAAGCCAUUGCUGCAGAGGAUCCCAGCCUAGAUUUCCGAAAUAAUCCUACCAAGGAAGACUUGGGAAAGCUGCAACCACUGGUGGCAUCUUAUCUCUGCUCUGAUGUAACAUCUGUUCCCUCAAAGGAGUCUUUGAAGUUGCAGGGGGUCUUCAGCAAGCAGACAGUCCUUAAAUCUCAUCCUCUCUUAUCUCAGUCCUAUGAACUCCGAGCUGAGCUGUUGGGGAGACAGCCAGUUUUGGAGUUUUCCUUAGAAAAUCUUAGAACCAUGAAUACGAGUGGUCAGACAGCUCUGCCACAAGCACCUGUAAAUGGGUUGGCUAAGAAAUUGACUAAAAGUUCAACACAUUCUGAUCAUGACAAUUCCACUUCCCUCAAUGGGGGAAAACGGGCUCUCACUUCAUCUGCUCUUCAUGGGGGUGAAAUGGGAGGAUCUGAAUCUGGGGACUUGAAGGGGGGUAUGACCAAUUGCACUCUUCCACAUAGAAGCCUUGAUGUAGAACACACAACUUUGUAUAGCAAUAAUAGCACUGCAAACAAAUCUUCUGUCAAUUCCAUGGAACAGCCGGCACUUCAAGGAAGCAGUAGGUUAUCACCUGGUACAGACUCCAGCUCUAACUUGGGGGGUGUCAAAUUAGAGGGUAAAAAGUCUCCCCUGUCUUCCAUUCUUUUCAGUGCUUUAGAUUCUGACACAAGGAUAACAGCUUUACUGCGGCGACAGGCUGACAUUGAGAGCCGUGCCCGCAGAUUACAAAAGCGCUUACAGGUUGUGCAAGCCAAGCAGGUUGAGAGGCAUAUACAACAUCAGCUGGGUGGAUUUUUGGAGAAGACUUUGAGCAAACUGCCAAACUUGGAAUCCUUGAGACCACGGAGCCAGUUGAUGCUGACUCGAAAGGCUGAAGCUGCCUUGAGAAAAGCUGCCAAUGAGACCACCACUUCAGAGGGACUUAGCAACUUUCUGAAAAGCAAUUCAAUUUCAGAAGAAUUGGAGAGAUUUACAGCUAGUGGCAUAGCCAACUUGAGGUGCAGUGAACAAGCAUUUGAUUCAGAUGUCACUGACAGUAGUUCAGGGGGGGAGUCUGAUAUUGAAGAGGAAGAACUGACCAGAGCUGAUCCUGAGCAGCGCCAUGUACCCCUGAGACGCAGGUCAGAAUGGAAAUGGGCUGCAGACCGGGCAGCUAUUGUCAGCCGCUGGAACUGGCUUCAGGCUCAUGUUUCUGACUUGGAAUAUCGAAUUCGUCAGCAAACAGACAUUUACAAACAGAUACGUGCUAAUAAGAUUGAGUCUGUUUCUCAGCCAUUGGAAAACCAUGGUGCCCCUAUUAUUGGUCAUAUUUCAGAGUCACUGUCUACCAAAUCAUGUGGAGCACUCAGACCUGUCAAUGGAGUUAUUAACACUCUUCAGCCUGUCUUGGCAGACCACAUUCCAGGUGACAGCUCUGAUGCUGAGGAACAAUUACAUAAGAAGCAACGACUGAAUCUUGUCUCUUCGUCAUCUGAUGGCACCUGUGUGGCAGCCCGGACACGUCCUGUACUGAGCUGUAAGAAACGGAGGCUUGUUCGACCCAACAGCAUCGUUCCUCUUUCCAAGAAGGUUCACCGGAACAGCACAAUCCGCCCUGGCUGUGAUGUGAAUCCCUCCUGUGCACUGUGUGGUUCAGGCAGCAUCAACACCAUGCCUCCCGAAAUUCACUAUGAAGCCCCUCUGUUUGAACGUCUUUCCCAGUUGGACUCUUGUGUUCACCCUGUUCUAGCAUUUCCAGAUGAUGUUCCCACGAGCCUGCAUUUCCAGAGCAUGCUGAAAUCUCAGUGGCAGAACAAGCCUUUUGACAAAAUCAAACCUCCCAAAAAGUUAUCGCUUAAGCACAGAGCACCCAUGCCAGGCAGUCUGCCAGAUCCAGCUCGUAAGGACAGGCACAAAUUGGUCAGCUCCUUCCUAACAACAGCCAAGCUGUCCCAUCACCAAACCCGGCCUGACAGGACCCACAGGCAGCACUUAGACGAUGUGGGGGCCGUGCCCAUGGUGGAGCGAGUGACAGCGCCAAAAGCAGAGCGCUUGCUCAACCCACCGCCACCCGUGCAUGACCCAAACCACAGCAAAAUGAGAUUGCGAGACCAUUCAUCUGAGAGAAGUGAAGUGUUGAAGCAUCACACAGACAUGAGCAGUUCGAGCUACUUGGCAGCCACCCACCAUCCUCCACACAGUCCCUUGGUGCGACAGCUCUCCACCUCCUCAGACUCCCCUGCACCCGCAAGCUCUAGCUCACAGGUUACAGCCAGCACAUCGCAGCAGCCAGUAAGGAGGAGAAGAGGAGAGAGCUCAUUCGAUAUUAACAACAUUGUCAUCCCAAUGUCUGUUGCUGCAACAACUCGCGUAGAGAAACUGCAAUACAAGGAAAUCCUUACUCCCAGCUGGCGGGAGGUUGAUCUUCAGUCUCUGAAGGGGAGUCCUGAUGAGGAGAAUGAGGAGAUUGAGGACCUAUCCGACGCAGCCUUCGCCGCCCUGCAUGCCAAAUGUGAGGAGAUGGAGAGGGCACGGUGGCUGUGGACCACGAGUGUGCCACCCCAGCGGCGGGGCAGCAGGUCCUACAGGUCAUCAGACGGCCGGACAACCCCCCAGCUGGGCAGUGCCAACCCCUCCACCCCCCAGCCUGCCUCCCCUGAUGUCAGCAGUAGCCACUCUUUGUCAGAAUACUCCCAUGGUCAGUCCCCUAGGAGUCCCAUUAGCCCGGAACUGCACUCAGCACCCCUCACCCCUGUGGCUCGGGACACUCUGCGACACUUAGCCAGUGAGGAUACCCGUUGUUCCACGCCAGAGCUGGGGCUGGAUGAACAGUCUGUCCAGCCCUGGGAACGGCGGACCUUCCCCCUGGCACACAGUCCCCAGGCGGAGUGUGAGGACCAGCUGGAUGCACAGGAGCGAGCAGCCCGCUGCACUCGACGCACCUCAGGCAGCAAGACUGGCCGGGAGACAGAGGCAGCGCCCACCUCGCCUCCCACUGUCCCCCUCAAGAGUCGGCAUCUGGUGGCAGCAGCCACAGCUCAGCGCCCGACUCACAGAUGAGCGGGAGACAGGCAUCUAAACAGACUCACUAACUAUUGGCAUUAAAGCUUCAGAAAUCUCUGCGUUUGAUAUUCAAACAUCAUAUGCCGGAAAUUUUCACAGUUUUUAGUGAACUUAAGGAAUUUAGAUCCUACUUUGGUAUUUUUUUUUUCUUGUUUUAAUUUUUGUUUUGUUUUUGUUUCCAUGUUUUCUUGUCACACACCUGAGCACUUCCUCCUGUUGGCAAACAAGUUCAGGAUGAGACCCUGCUGGCCUGGUCCUGGCACAUCCUCUGCACUGUUGAAUCACUGGACUUACCGAUCUUAGAUGACCACCCCCUCCCUCACACCUGUGGGCAGGGCAGAACAGCCUGGCGGGCAGAGGGCUGCAGUUGAGCAUGGCCUUCUUGAGCUAGGGUGGAAUGGGGCAGGGUGCUCUGGACUCUUACCCCCUCCCCUCCCAUCUGUGGCUUGGCUCCGCUGUGGCCCUCCUGGCUGGGUCCCCUUGGUUUUUUGUGCUGGAACAUCCCCACCAGAGCCUCUCUGCCGUAACUGCCAGCUGCUCUCCCCAAGUGCUCAGCCGGCAGAACAGCUUUCCUUUCUCGCCCAGAACUUAAGACCGAUUUUUUGUUUCAUCUGCAUUUGGUCUUCUCUGUUUUGACUCUUUCACUGCAGUAACCUGGCUGUGGCUGCUCAGGUGCCCCUCAUCAUGCCCCUUGGUACCCUUCCCUGUCUGCUCUCCCAUGCCAUGUACACACCCACAACCCGUCCUUCCACUUGGAAUGUUUUUACCACCUGUCCUGAUCUUUGAAGGUAGGGUUAGGACUACUUAACCUCUAUUCCCACUCCCCUGCAAACGGGGGAUUGUGGGAAGUGAGCAGCCAUUUCCCUGUGUCAUUUUUUUUUUUUUUUCUCUGAUUCACUUUGCCAUGUUUCCUUCACAUCCAGAUCCCUGUCGAUGUUAGUUCCACUUUUGGUCUUUCACGCUCCCCUUGCCUGUGGAACAUUGUCUGGUCCUAGCUGUGGUUCCCAUUGUUCCCCCUUCACUCUUCUCUGUUAACCUUCUGCCUGUCUCCUGUAUGAUCACGUCACCAAAAAGGGGGAGGGGGGAGAAGACUCUUUUUUUUUUUGGCCAUUUUGUAAUCGUAUAAAAAUAGUAGACAACUGCUUAAUGGUUGGGGUUUUUUCACAAUUUUCAACAUGAGUGAUUUUUUUUUUCUGUUUGCAAGUUAAAGGGUUUGUCAUUGUUUCUUUAAAAAAAAAUACAAUAAUGCACCAUAUCCCUAUGCAUAAAGUGCUUCUUCUAUUUAUAAGGUUGAAAAUUCUGAAUAACCCUUUUAGCAUUGAAAAAAAAAAAACAAAAACAAAAAAUGAAAAAAAAAAACCUUGUAUUUUGUAAAUAUUUUCUUUUCCUGCUUUGGAGCUGUGUAAUGGCAGCGAAACAUGUAGCUGUCUUUGUUCUAUAGAAAUGCUUUUCUUCAGAGAAGCUGAUCUUUGUUAAUGUCUUGAUUCUGUUCGCAAAGCACAGACUAGUGCUUAAAAAAAAAAAAGAAGGAAAAAUUGAAAAAAAUAAAAAAAAAAGUUACAGAA